GAACAACUUCACAGACCACUAGCCACUAACUUUAGUUUCAUGUUUCAUAAUCAAUAGAAAUCAAGCCGGAGCCGGUUAAAAUAAAACUUAAAAAGUGUGGUUAGUUUGUUUGUUCUGUAGCGUUUUCUCUGUAAUUAUUAAUAUAUUUCUUUAAAAUAUGUCUAAAAGAUUACUCUCUGCCCUUGAAUAUCCAAAUGCAGAUAGUGUAAAUUUAGAUGAUGAAAAUACAUUCAAAUCCAUAAUUAUUUGGUUGGAAGCCAAUAAAAUACGAAAAGCCCCAAAUGAUAUUAUCAAUCAAUUAAAGAAUAACAACAGAGACUGGCAUAAUACUUUUUCCAAAUAUAAAGAUGGAAUAGGCUGCCCCCCAUUGAAAAAUAGAGCUGAAGAAUUGCAGUGGAUUUUAGGUUAUGCAGUACAAUUGGAAACACAAAAGAAUAAAAACAUUUAUUUGAAACAUGCAGUGGAAAACUUACAAAGCAAGAAUGUUCCAGCUGUAGUUGCAGAAAAUGUAUUGGAUAAAUUAGACUUUCGCAGUGCAGAGUUUGGUGAAGGUAUAAAAGAACUUGCCAAAGUUCUAAAUGUAGUUUGUCACCCAGAUCCCCUUGUUACACUAAAAGCAGUGAGAAAAGUGGUCAUUCAAAGAAUGUCACCAGAUUGUGUUGAACAUCCUGAAAAAUAUGUAUUAAAGGGGACACCUUUUCCUAUUCAAGAUUCUGAUCUAGGCUUUGAUUUGAAUGAUCCAGUGUUGAAUCAAGCAGCAAAAAUAUUGAGGAUGAUCUACAUUCAAGAUAUGCGAAAUUUGCAGACAAGAGCUAAUGAACUUAUUGUAGCUGUACAAUCUGUUACAGCCAAUCCUAAGACAGACACCAAACUGGGAAAAGUUGGUUUCUAAAUAAAUAAUAAUAAUAAAUAUAUAAGACUAAUAUUUAAUUUAAUAUAUAAGAAUUUGUGAAUAAUUUCUGAAUUUAAUAAUAUAGACAUCUUAAUAUGUUAUUUUAUUUACUGAAUACAAUAAAUAUUUAUACAGUCA
Molecule: messenger RNA, 1030 nt
Organism: Diabrotica balteata
Lineage: Eukaryota; Metazoa; Arthropoda; Insecta; Coleoptera; Chrysomelidae
Source: the annotation of a GenBank genome assembly